Molecule: messenger RNA, 1719 nt
Organism: Orussus abietinus
Lineage: Eukaryota; Metazoa; Arthropoda; Insecta; Hymenoptera; Orussidae
Product: venom acid phosphatase Acph-1
Exons: 7
Coding region: 284-1507 (407 amino acids)
Biological process (GO): dephosphorylation
Molecular function (GO): phosphatase activity
Source: RefSeq, a predicted model, not a curated record
GAUGCUCCCACGUGGCGUUAGGAGGCGUCGAGGAUUUGCCUUGAAACUCUCCAGAGGCGUUUCUCGCGAGUCUGCACGACCGUCGCGCUGCGUUUCAGACUCCGAAAAACGCGAUAAGACUCAAGCUCAGGUCUUACGUUAAAAUCGCUCGAUUGAUCUCGCUAGGAUCAAUUCGACGGCGAGGGAUCUCUCCGGCUCUUUGGCCGCCACUCCGUCUUUUCGGGAACGACAGAUCAACCGCGACUGGUGCGCGCUCAUCUUCGGCCUUGAAGACGCCUCCAGAAUGCCCAUCCUCGUGGGUUUUUGUCUCCUGCUGAUCUCCACAACAGUCCAGACAAUCGAGGAGCUGAAACUAGUGCAUGUUGUAUUCACCCACAAGACACACGCACCUGUCGAGGAUCGCCAAAAUGGUCCCAAGGUGGAGAUCCAGCCCAAUCUGACGUACGCGUACUUCAGCGAAGUCCCUGAAGACAUGUUCAACGAGAACAAACUGAACAUGUUCAACCUCGGAGUGUACCUGCGACAGAGGUAUGGCGACUUUUUAGGAGAGAUUUAUACAGAAAACGUCACCACUCUUGUCACCAACCAAUUUGUCACGUCGAUGAUGUCGGGCAGUCUCGUCAACGCCGGUCUCUGGCCUCCAGCAAGUAUUCAACGGUGGCACGAUGAUUUACCUUGGCAGCCAAUUCCGACAGUUUACGAAGAGCUAAAGAAAGAUUACCUGCUAAUGGGGAACCUGUGUCCGAAUUUUCUGUCGGACACUGCGAGCGUUUUGGAAAGUGAUUCCAUGAAGGAACAGGUGAGCGUGUAUAAACCUUUGUUCGAUGAGCUUAAUCAACGCACUGGAUUGACUAUCGAUCAGCCAUCCGAAAUCGAAGGUCUGUACAUCACUCUGGAGACGAUGGCUGACGCUAACCAGAGUUUACCGGCCUGGAGUGCGGACAUAUUUCCAGACGGCCAGAUGUAUUUCGCCACGUUAUUAUCAUACAAUCUUUCAUCGAUAACAAAGCUGCAAAAACGGCUUAACGGAGGGGCAUUGUUGAAGAAAAUCAUCGACGACUCCGUCGCUCAUUUGGCGGGCAACAUUUCUAACGAUCACAAAAUCAUGAUGUACAGCGGCGACGAGAGGAACGUCGCAGGCAUUUUGCAGAAUUUAAAUCUAUGGUCGCCGCACAUUCCUAGCGAAGGUGCCGCCGUGAUCUUCGAGGUUUACGAAAUUAAUAAGGAUGACGGUUACAGUGUCAAGGUUCUGUAUUACACCGGCGUCGAUGGCGAGAUGAUCAACCUCACGUUGUCAGAAUGUACAGAGCUCUGUCCAUUAACCAAUUUUUCAGACAUUCUCUCGGACGUCCUUCCGACCAACGCGAAGACCCUGUGCGGUUGGAACGUUUCCGGAGACAUCGAGGAAGAGAAUUCCCCGGUUGAAAACUCUUCCCCGAAUCGCGAGAAUUCGGAGUCUCUCCUGGUUUUCCUACAUGUUGUGUACAUCUGGAGAGUGCUAACCUGACGCACGCUUGCAAUCAUUUUCAAAGAGUAAUUGUUACGCUGACAAAGAACAUUACGAGAUCACUCGAUCGACAGCUAUUAACGCCCCAAUGAAUUACAAAGAUUAGUCAUUAAUCGAGUGAUCUCGUAUUUUCUGCCGACGCAUAUAUAUUUAUAGGAAUUAUUAGUUAUGAAUAAUGGCGCUGUGCUGCCAUAAAAAAUGUUCGUAGGGAA